Molecule: messenger RNA, 3984 nt
Organism: Talaromyces stipitatus ATCC 10500
Lineage: Eukaryota; Fungi; Ascomycota; Eurotiomycetes; Eurotiales; Trichocomaceae
Product: WD repeat protein
Exons: 7
Coding region: 1-3984 (1327 amino acids)
Biological process (GO): vacuolar acidification
Cellular component (GO): RAVE complex
Molecular function (GO): protein binding
Source: RefSeq, a predicted model, not a curated record
AUGCGUGCGGUACUACCAGGGCGGCCUCAGUCGAAGCUGCGAGCUCUCAGCACGGCGCUCUGGGAUGGUCUACGGAUUGUUGCAUACAUCUCCGGUCAUGCCCUCGUUAUCUUGACCGGAGCGCAGACGCUCCUCCAAACCAUCUACAUCGACAAUUCGAACUACUUAGAGACAAUCGCUAUCGAUGAAUCUAGUGGACAAAUUGCUGUUAGUAGCGGUCCGGAUGUUUACAUCUACCGACCUAAUGGCUUCAAAGGCGAAUCCCUCAAGUGGUCGCUAGCCAUUACUUUCCGCGCAAAGGAUGACGAUGAAAAGGUCAAUACGUUAUCAUGGGGUUCUUCGGAAGAAUUGCUUGUAGCCAAUUCGUGCCUUUCGGUGUGGUUUCUGAAAGAUGAUCCCCGUCUCAUGUGGAAGAAGAAAUUGGCCGGUCCUACGAAAUUCGCUGAAUUCUCACCUGAUGCCGAGUUGGUAGCUACGACUGGGAAAUAUGAUCGACUUGUCAAGUUGUGGAGGAGACUCUCGUUUGGCGCCGACGCCGUUAGAUUCGAGGUAUUCUACCUUCCUCAUCCCGCUACGGUGACCGGCAUACAUUGGAGGAAACCAAGGCAUCGCGAACAGUCGAUGGACAAUGUUCUUUAUACGAUAUGCGCAGAUAACAAGAUCCGAGUGUGGACAGUUUCAGAUCACCAGGACCUAUCGGCGAUGCACCUAUGGACUGAGAUAGAUAUGAACACAUCUAUUCAACCACGGGAUAAUUCACAGAACUUAUCAACUCGCCGGUAUGGCUUCAUUAUCGACAGUCGGGAUUUUGCCGCUGCGACAGAGCGAGCUGUACAACAGAAUACCGAGAAGAAUAACUUGGCCUUGGAGCAUCUUGUGGACGUUGCGACCAAAAACCCAGAGAUCUGUGCAGUAAUUGAUGACCAGGGUCAUAUGUGUGCCUGGGCUUUGGAGAAUAUUGGAAGUAAACCGAAAUCAGCAACAGAUGUAUUCAACAUCCUACACAUAGAAGGCGUGCAGUUCUCAUUUCCGAAGGGGGCUCCUCUACAUGAGGACUAUGCACAAUUCUACACAUUCGGCGCCUCUACUGCUAUAGACUCUUUAUCAAUAUUGGUGCACUGCUUUGAUGGAAGGAUAGAAUGGUUUGAUUCUCAAAUCGAUGCUCUCUUUGAUCCGACACCACGAAAACACCGCUUGAAAUCUCAAGGUAUAUGGUCUGGGCAUACCGAACCGAUCAAGAAAAUCGUUAGAAAUGCAAGUGGCCGUGUUCUUGUGUCUCGCACUGACGACAAUAAUGCUAUGAUCUGGCGCCAAAAGAUGAUGAGAGGCCCUCAUUCCAUCCUAGCGACUCCAAUCUCUCUUUCGUCGCAAGAGCAUAUACAUCGGACUUGUGUAAUUGAGGAAGGCUCUUUUCUGGUGAACCUCCAUCACAAAAGAAUCUCACUGUGGGAUAUUCGAGUGUCUCCAGCUGUGAAAAUAGGCUCUUGCGAGUUUACUUCAACAAGCAAACCUCUCUGCGUUUUGACUGUGCCGAAGUCUGAGCCGUCGGAUCCAAAUGUAUAUGUUGCAAUGAUAGGCGCAGACAUGAAAGGCAUCGCAUGGGAGCUUGAAUUGCCUAACAAGGAAUGCUCCAAUCCAACCGAUAAACAAUCGGUUUCUUUACAACAGUAUUGUACUUUUGACAUGGGGUUGGAUACAGAAGUGGCCUAUAUCCUAGCAGUUGACCCAGCUGGGCAGAUGAUACGACAUUCCGGCUUUUUAGACCUCUUCGCGGCGGACAUGGCGCUCUCAUAUACCGAGAAAGGAACUAUCCACACAUGGGCAGCUAAGGUGGACAAGACGAAUCGAAAAAUAGACUGGCUUUUGACUUCCACCGUUGAAACAGGUAUCCAGGCACCAUCGCUGGCAAGUGGAAGUGCGAUUCGCAAAGCUGCACUAGUCGACCAAGGACGAACACACCUCACUAUCUGGGAUACGAGUGGUGCUCAAUUAGAGUUCGAAGAGCGCUUUCCUGACCAUGAUAUGAUUCGCGACCUUGACUGGACAUCUACACCGGAUGAACAAUCCAUAUUAGCCGUUGGCUUUUCUCAUAAGGUUGUCUUACUAUCGCAACUCAGAUAUGAUUAUUUGGACGCUGGUCCAUCCUGGACUGCUGUCCGCGAAAUCCGUAUUCGAGACCUAACUCCACAUCCCAUUGGAGACUCCUGCUGGUCCGGCAGUGGAAAUCUUGUCGUGGGAGCUGGAAAUCAGCUAUUUGUGUAUGACCCUGCGGUUGAGGUGGAUAAUCAUCUGAUUUCCAAGCUUCGUAUUCCGGUCCGCGAGGGUUCAGACGUGAAGCUCUGGGAGAUUGUCAGUCGAUUAAACGGCCCACUUCCUGUCUACCAUCCUCAAUUCCUGGCGCAGUGCAUUCUGUCUGGCAAAAUAAAUCUCGCUCAUCUCAUUCUUAUGAGCCUUCAUAAGAAGCUGAAAUUCUACACUGAGGGCGAUGAGAUUGACACCUUGCUUGGAAUACCGGUUGAAGAGUUCUACCGAAAUGACGAUGAGCUGCGAAAUUCUGAGUGGAAAGAAAUGCAAGUUUCUCACGGUUAUAUCGAAGACGAGCCGCGAGUCUUGGAUGAAACAGUGGCUGUGAUCCUUAACGAGAACUUGACACGCUUCAGUCUACCCCAGCUUUCUAGUCAGGAGCAGUUCCGGCUCGUAGACACCAUAGAAUGUGUCGCGAUGGUGGAGAAGCACCGUAGAUCCAUGGACGCGAACGCUGCUCGGUAUUUGCUGUUCUUUCGCCAGCACAUGCUACGAAGAAGUCAAGGUGUCGCUCAUAAGAACACGGUAUCGUGGCGAGAGAUAGUAUGGGCUUUCUACAGUGAAAGUCAAGAUAUCUUGGCGGACCUUGUCUCUCGUCAGUUUGGUGGCAAACUUUUAUGGAAAGCAGCAAGAGAAAGCGGUAUAUUCAUGUGGUUAUCAGAUGUUACGGCUGUGAGGGCCCAGCUGGAAAUUGUUGCUCGCAAUGAGUAUACAAAAACGGAGGAAAAGAACCCAGUUGACUGCUCACUAUAUUAUCUAGCUUUACGAAAGAAGAAUGUCCUGCAAGGCUUGUGGCGCAUGGCAACCUGGAAUCGUGAACAAGGAGCCACUCAACGUCUAUUGGCGAAUAACUUCCAGGAAGUAAGAUGGAGGACAGCGGCAUUGAAGAACGCCUAUACUCUGCUUGGGAAACGGCGAUUUGAAUACUCUGCCGCUUUUUUCCUUUUAGCAGAUCAUCUACGUGAAGCCGCAAACGUCUGCAUCAACCAAAUUGGGGACAUUCAACUAGCGAUAGCUAUUACGCGGGCUUAUGAAGGUGAUGACGGACCAGUGCUGAAAGAAAUUCUGGAGGAAACAGUCCUCGUAGAAGCAGCUUCAGAGGGAAACCGCUGGAUGGCAUGCUGGGCAUUUUGGAUGCUCAAUCGCCGCAGUUCAGCGGUCCGUGCUUUAAUUUCUCCUGUCGAUACUCUCAUCCCGCCCACGCCUGCAUCACCAGGGAGUCCUGGUAUGAUCUCAUUACAGGCACGAUCGUACCUCUCGAACGAUCCUGCAUUAGUUGUCCUGUACAGACAAAUCCGUGAAAAAUCUUUACAAACUCUCAAAGGUGCAACGCAAAUCGCACCCACCGACGAAUGGGCAUUUGUGCUUCGCAACGCACGUCUCUAUGACCGUAUGGGCUGUGAUCUGCUAGCCCUUGAUCUCGUAGCCCACUGGGAAUUCCUACGAGCGCCACCUCGGCGUGUUUCGACCUCAGCUUUUUCAGGCAAAGCUGAUACGGACUAUCGAAAAUUACUCCGAAGACGUAGUAGCCUCGUCAUUGCUGAUCUGCCCGUUCGACUUCCGCCCGAGAUGGCCCCUCGUGGUGAUGAAGGCGCGACUAAACCUACUAAACCGCAGGCUAAGCCAACUACGUUUGAAGAGCCAGACGCAAAUUCAUUGUUAGACAGUUUUGGCUUCUAA